Gryllus bimaculatus (two-spotted cricket) is the source of this 1414-nucleotide messenger RNA. The record is from the annotation of a GenBank genome assembly. NCBI's taxonomy places the organism in Eukaryota, Metazoa, Arthropoda, Insecta, Orthoptera, Gryllidae.
CGCUGCCGCCGGGCAUGGGCGCGCACGCGGGGGCGCCGGGGCCCGUGCUGGGGGUGGGCGCGCGGUGCCGGCGUCGCGACGCGCACCUCGGCGCCUGCCUCACGCGAUCCGCCAACGCCUUCGCGCGCCGCCUGCGCCGCGGCGCCCCCGAGCUGGGCUACCCGCAGGCGGAGCCCAUCAUCAUCGACGAGGUGGCCAUCCGCCUGGGCGGCGGCGACGACGGCUACCGCGCCGACUUCAGAGACAUCCACGCCUACGGGGUCUCCAACCUCACCGUCACCAACGUCCGGUCGGACCUGGACACGCUGCAGUUCCAGCUGAGCUUCUACGUGCCGCGCAUCUCCGCCAGAGCGCGCUACCGCAGCAGCGGCAAGCUGCUCAUGAUGCAGGCGUCGGAGGGCGUGCGCGCCAAGGUGUACUUCCGAGCGCAUCCUGUGGAGGGCCGCGACCUGCGCCCGCACCUCGUGGUAGACGACCUCAAGAUGGACUUCAGCGUCAAGGACAUCCGCAUGGGCAUCGAGAACCUGCACAACGGAAACACCAUCCUCCAAGCUGCUCUAAACCUGUUUAUCAACACCCAUGCCCAAGAUCUUCUGAAGGAAAUGAAGCCUGACUUGAAGCGGAAACUGAUGGUUCUCAUGCGAUCGUUCAUGGAGAACUUGUUUAAUCGUAUCCCAUAUGAUGCAUGGAUUGCAGAAUGAAUAUAACUUCUCAUGCACUGUGGAAAUGCAUUGUACAUGCAGCAGACAUUUACUUGCAGCACAAUACACUUGUGAAGUGGAACAGAAGACGUGUCUUAUUGUGAGUGUGGUAUGAGGACAUGUAAGGCAAAUGAAGUUGUGUUCACAGGGUAUGUAAUUUAUAUUUUGACGCAUAUUGUGUCAAUGUGUUUCAGAAAUAAUUUUAUUGUUGAUAAUGCUGCGAAUAUGUUGUUAAAUUUAUGUGGGAUUUGAAUCCAAAGCAAUAUAUUUAAAAUCUCUUAUUUGAUCUGUUUAGUGAUGGUUGACAGACCUGGAAAGUAAGAUAUGAAUUUAAACAAAUGUUUUUAGUUUUCAGUAGUCUUUCACAAGAUUUGUAGAACAAAAAAAUGUGAAGAACAAGUAUUGUUGUAAUUUAUUAGUUGAUAUUUUCAGGAUGUCAAUUUUCUACAUUUACAUUAAUUUCAGUCUGAGUAAUCAAACUAUUAUUUGGCAAUAUAUGUUGUUUAUGUUGUUGUUAAAUUACUUUGGUCAACUUCUCAGCGUAUGUAUAAUCCAUUCAUAUCAAGCCAAAAAUGUCAGGCAAUUACUAUAGUUUUAUUCUCAAAAUAAAAAUAUAAUUAAAUAAGCUUAGUGUAUUGUCAUGAUUAUCCUAUAAUAAUCCUAAAUGGAUUCACAGAAUAAUACAGUGCACCAGGAACGUAUCUUUGCAGUAC